Panicum virgatum (switchgrass) is the source of this 2164-nucleotide messenger RNA. RefSeq lists its product as uncharacterized. NCBI's taxonomy places the organism in Eukaryota, Viridiplantae, Streptophyta, Magnoliopsida, Poales, Poaceae. The coding region runs from base 546 to 1787 and encodes 413 amino acids. The record is from RefSeq and is a predicted model, not a curated record. The transcript is spliced from 6 exons.
GCCUCAUGCUGCAAAGCCUCAUGCUUUGUCGGGACCCCUCUCUCGGCUAGCUUAACUGCACUUGUCUCUCCUCUCCACUCCACCAUCCGGGCCGGCCAUCACCAUGAUCGAUGAGCGGAGCAACCUAGGCCGGCUGGCAGAGUGGUAGUAGUAUAUAGCGCCCCCGGUGCCGUCCCCUGGGGAGCCUUGGAAGCGGAGACCUUUGCGUACAGGGAGGACGAGUGCUCGCUGGCCCGAAGCGCAACGCAACGACUCGCCGACUCGCCCCCGCCACCACUUGAAGCUCCUGGAUCACUAAGGAGCCACACUGCCGGUGCCGGCCAGGCCCCGCCUACAUUUCUGGCAGCAGGAGCAGCGGCAGCACCGACUCCCAAGGCAAGCGAGCGACCGAGCGGCCGGUGCGCACCAAAGCUGGCAGCAGCCGCUGGCCGGCCAAUGUAUUCUUCUCCACCGCCGGCCUGGGAGAAGCGCAGCAGCGGCGGCGGCGACGACCAGAAGCGACGACCCUGCAGGAGGUUCCGCGAGCCGGUCAGGACCCCGCACUGAUGGCAGCCGGCGCGUCGCCUUCGUCCGCGUCCCUCGCGCUCCUCGUCGCGCUGCUGCUUCUCGCCGGCUGGGCGUCGGCGGCGAACCAGACGCAGGGGUUCCGGCCCGGCGACGAGCUCCGGCGGUACAGGAGGGUGCAGGCGCUGCUCAGGCGGCUCAACAAGCCGGCGCUCCGGACCAUCCAGAGCCCCGACGGCGACCUCAUCGACUGCGUGGCGGCGCACCUGCAGCCUGCGUUCGACCACCCGAGGCUGCGCGGCCAGAGGCCACUGGACCCGCCGGUGCGGCCCAAGGGGCACCACCGCCGCCGCCCCAACGACACGGCGGGCGCCGGCGCGCAGCUCUGGGCGGCGUCCGGGGAGUCCUGCCCGGAGGGCUACGUGCCCAUCAGGCGGACCACGGAGGCCGACGUGCUCCGCGCCAGCUCCGUCCGGCGCUUCGGCAGGGCGCCCGCCGCCAGGGUGCGGCGCGACUCCGUCGCCGGCGGCCACGAGCACGCGGUGGGGUACGUCGCCGGCGACGUGUACUACGGCGCCAAGGCGAGCAUCAACGUGUGGCCGCCCAAGGUGAGCACGGCGUCGGAGUUCAGCCUGUCGCAGAUCUGGGUCAUCGCGGGCUCCUUCGGCAACGACCUCAACACCAUCGAGGCGGGGUGGCAGGUCAGCCCGCAGCUCUACGGGGACAACUCGCCGAGGUUCUUCACCUACUGGACGACGGACGCGUACCAGACGACGGGGUGCUACAACCUCCUCUGCUCGGGCUUCAUCCAGACCAACAGCCGCAUCGCCAUGGGCGCCGCCAUCUCCCCCACCUCCGCCUACAACGCCGGCCAGUUCGACAUCAGCCUGCUCGUCUGGAAGGACCCGAACCACGGCAACUGGUGGCUGGAGUUCGGCUCCGGCGAGCUGGUGGGGUACUGGCCGUCGCUGCUGUUCAGCCACCUGGCGUCGCACGCGAGCAUGGUGCAGUUCGGCGGCGAGGUGGUGAACACGCGCGCGUCCGGCUCGCACACGGCCACGCAGAUGGGCAGCGGCCACUUCGCCGGCGAGGGCUUCGGCCGCGCCUCGUACUUCCGGAACCUGGAGGUGGUGGACUGGGACAACAGCCUGGUGCCGCUCGCCGCCGGCUUCCACGUCACCGCCGACCACCCCAACUGCUACGACAUCCAGGGCGGCGUCAACGCCGUCUGGGGCAACUACUUCUACUACGGCGGGCCCGGCAGGAACGUCAGGUGCACGUAGCGAUGCAACUCCAACCAGGGGGGGUUGAAUUGAAGAACAGGAUGCAGUCAUGCAUGCAGAGGAGGAUUUUUUUUUUUUUGGUUUAAUUCCCAUGUCAAUCUUUCUUUCUUGGCAUUUUCUUUUUCUUGCCAAAGGUCCAUUUCUCAAAAGGGAGAAUCCACCAUCAUGUAACUUCUACAUUUUUCUUUUUCAUUGUUUUUGGCGGUCUAAAACAGAAGGGUUGGGUGCCAGGUAUGGUCAGUGCAAACUAGUCAGGUUCAUCAGGUAGUGACGAGUUGCAAUGUAAAAGCCCCCUAAACAAUGUAGCAAGCUAGCAGUAUAUACAUUUGCAUUGUCCAUCAACAACAACCAGGCCUUGCUCUAUUUGGCAAUUUGCU